This is a messenger RNA of Tinamus guttatus (white-throated tinamou), 2622 nucleotides long. It is a transcript of the gene DLGAP5, whose product is annotated as DLG associated protein 5. The record is from RefSeq and is a predicted model, not a curated record. Gene Ontology annotation, molecular function: microtubule binding. NCBI's taxonomy places the organism in Eukaryota, Metazoa, Chordata, Aves, Tinamiformes, Tinamidae. Gene Ontology annotation, cellular component: spindle pole centrosome; cytoplasm; nucleus. Gene Ontology annotation, biological process: regulation of mitotic cell cycle; kinetochore assembly; mitotic spindle organization.
GUUGAAUUCAUCUAGAGAAUUACUGUGAAAGGUAGAUCACUGCCUUGAGGAUUGUACGGGGCAGAAGGACUUAGGAUACCCAAGAUGGCAGCUACUUCCCAGUUUGCCAGUCGGUACAAAAAGGAUUUAAGUACCGAAACCCUCAGAACGAAAGUUGCACGCAGGAAGUCAAUGCUUCAAAAGGAGAACAGACACAAGCUGUUUGAAAAGGGCAGACAGUUUGGACUGGCAGAUGUCAAUAUUCAGCCAUCAAAAGACAAGAAGAUUUCUCAGCUGAAUGAGACAAGUGAAAUGUGCUCUCAAGAGAACAACAAUGUAAAGCAGAAACAGCUCACAGAUGCAGCCAUGAAGAGGAAUAUUGAACGCAAGGAAAUGCUCCAACGCUAUAAGGAGGAAAAAGAACUUAGAAAGCUUAAAGAACAAAGAGAGAAAGCAAAAAAGGGUGUAUUUAAAGUUGGACUAUAUAGACCUACUGCACCUGGUUUUCUUUCACUUGUGCCCCAAGAGCCUGUGACAGUCAAACCAAAAGAGAAGGCAGCUCCUACUUUCUCUGGGAGGAUUACUCGAUCAAAGGCCAAGAAUCAAGCAGAAAAACCGGUGACAUCAACUGCAUCUAAGGCUACUAUGGUUUGUGCCAAUGGGCGUAGUGCUUGCCCUACACAAGCAGGACGUAAACAGAUGGGCACAGACAAAGCAGCUGAAAAAGAGAAAGUGUUACAGACCAAAGUCCAGCCAGCAGAAAAUACAAGAAUCACUAGAGCUUCCGCAGCUAGACAAAUGCUGAAAAAAACUACUGCCACUGGAAACCAGCCACAGCGAAAGACAGUAAAUGUAGGAAAGCAGAAGGCAGCCAAACCUGACAUCACAGAGGUAUUUUCUUUUAAGCAGGAAGUAGAUCAAAGCGCUCAGCUGGAUCCAGUGAUAGAAGAUUCUGUAUUUGAUCCUAAACACUCAGCAUCAGUAGAUCUUCAACAGGAAGAGACCUCAGUGGAAAAGAAAAAUGCUUUGCUGACAAAUAGCUUUUCUCCAGGGAGACCCAGAACACGUUCUUUUGCACCUCAGAAUUUUGUGUUUCAGCCACUAAGUGGAUUAGCAACAUACAAGGUCACACCCAUGACACCUUCUAGGGCAAAUGCAUUUUUGACGCCUGAUGCUUCCUGGGAUUUUACAGAAACUUCAGUAAACACAGCUGAAAAAUCUAGAGAAACUAAAGUACAGGAACCUAAUUUUAAAAGUUUAGUUGUACUUGCUGAUAAAAGCAUUCAAGAAGACCAAAACACUACAAGUCUGAAAGCAGAAAAAGCAUGCAAUUUAGAUGAGAACACUUCCAUUCAGAGGUCAAAUGGAACAAUCCCUGUUUCUACAGAUACAACAGCCCUUGGAACAAAAUCAGAUGACUUAAGAGAACAGGAGCAUGAUGUGCCCUAUUUCAGAAACAUUCUUCAGUCUGAAACUGAGAGACUGAUGUCUCACUGCCUCCAGUGGGAUGGGAAAUUGGAGCUGGACAUUCCAGAGGAUGCUAAAGAUCUCAUUCGCACAACAAUUGGCCAGACGAGACUUCUCAUAGCAGAAAGGUUUAAACAGUUUGAAGGGCUGGUGGAUAACUGUGAAUUUAAACGGGGGGAAAAAGAAACAACAUGUACAGACUUGGAUGGAUUUUGGGACAUGGUUAAUUUUCAGAUUGAAGAUGUGAAUAAAAAAUUUGAUAAUCUGAAGAAGCUUCAAGAAAAUGAGUGGCAACCACUUGAUGUCCCAAGCAAAGAAAUUAUCAAGAAAAAGACUGUUCCAAAUGGAGUAUCCAAACCAAAGGUGGGAGCGGCUGGAAGAGCUGCAGCCCGGAACCGUCUUGCUGCUAUAAAAGCUGCAAUGAGGGCUAAAAUGAAGCAUGAGGGACCUGCUGGUUGUACACCCCCGGAGAGGCCACCUGAAGUGGAAAAAGUGAUUUUUGAAGGAGGGUUUUUUAGAGUUGAAAGCCCUGUGAAAUCCUUUCCAGGCUUGCUUACAAAGACACCUUGUAGGUCUUCCCAGCGAACUCCUGGAAAACUAGCAACUCCAAGAUCAUCCAGCAGAGCUCUGCUUCCCAGGAAGUCUUUGGCUGUGCAUAACCCUGAGGAUACAACUGCAAAACAAAGGACACCAGUACUCAAAGACAUUCAUGCAGCACAAAAUUUGAAAAUGCACCAAUUUUCUACUAGCAAAGCUCUCCCGAGUGGUUUUCUUGAACAAAGCACUGCUGUCAUCACAGAACACUGUCCUACAGCUGGCACAGCAGAGGGAACUAGUAUGAUGGAAAACUGUGACAGUGAAUUAAAAGUAACAGAUGGCACAGAAGAGAUGGAAACAUCUGCUGAAGAACAAGAUAUUGUCAUGCGCAGCCCAGAGAAGGGCACCUGCACCGAGAUGAGCCCGGCUCAGUCUGGAGAACUACAAAUACCAGAGCCUAAACCAGAUGCUUUGUGUAGUGAUUUGAUGUGUGCUGAUAGAAAUCCUUUUGACAUGCCUGUGAUGGAGGAUGCUCUUCCCUUCACUCCACUCGAGAGCAAAGCCCAGAAGUUUGCAGCAGCUGAAACACUCAGUGACUUGAUUGUGUUUUCUCCCCUUUCUCCUUCUGGGCAAAAAUGA